AUGGAAGAACUUCCAAAGACCAGAUAUGGAACUAUGACUGAAGGCAGUGUAGAAGAUAACCGGUUUGCAUCAUUAUCCUCACUGAGGCUGGUCCUGGUGGGCAAAUCCGGCUGCGGAAAAAGUGCCACUGGGAACAGCAUCCUCUGCCAGCCUGUGUUUGAGUCCAAGCUGGGGGCCCAGACCGUGACCAGGAGCUGCCAGGUGGCCACAGGCACGUGGAAUGGCAGGAACAUACUGGUGGUUGACACACCCUCUAUCUUUGAGGCAAAGUCCCAGGACCAAGAGAUGUACAAGGACAUUGGGGACUGCUACCUGCUCUCAGCCCCAGGGCCCCACGUGCUGCUGCUGGUAACGCAGCUGGGACGCUUCACUGACCAGGACACGAUGGCAGUGAGGAGGGUGAAGGAGGUCUUUGGGGAAGGAGCCAUGAGACAUGUGGUGGUCCUCUUCACCCGCAAGGAGGACUUAGAGGGUGGGUCCUUGGAUGAGUACAUAGUCAACACAGACAACCACAGCCUGAGGAGCCUGAUCCAGGAGUGUGGGAGGAGGUACUGUGGCUUCAACAACUGGGCCACCGGGGAAGAGCAGAGGGAGCAGCUGGAGGACCUGAUGGCUGUAGUUGAGAGCCUGGAGAGGGAGCACCAGGGCGCCUUCUACACAAAUGACCUCUACUCUGAUGCACAGAGGCUCCAGGUGGGGAGGGGCGGUGCCCUUGGAGAAAAGUACAGGAGCUACCUGGCCAAGGUGCAAGUGCAUGUUGAAAAGCAAAGGGGAGACCUGAAGGAGACCCGGAGUCACUGGGUGUGCAGGGUGCUCCUCAGAGUCGAAAGGUGGAUGUGUUCUCACAUUGGGUUAACUGCCUUUUUUGUGAUAUGCAUUCUGAUUUUUCUUGCCAUUUUAAUUAAUGUGUGUAUUACUCCUGGAUACUGAUCACUUUCAGCUGACUUCUACAAUGGCUUCUCACAUCCCACCACAGAAUCACCAUCUUUGUCUUGAGAAGGCUAACCCCUAUUUUGUAAAACUACUGUUUGGAAUUCUCUGCUGUUUUUCUUAGACGGACUCUUAUUCUAAAAAAAUAACUUUGCUUUCUAGCCUGCUUUAGCCUGCUGGAAUAAUGAGGAAGAUAAAUUAAGCUGUCUGACUGUAUAGGCCAGAGACUAGAUAUGCCCAUAUUUUCAAUGCCAUGCCAGGUGCAUUUUUUAAUUGGAUAGAACUGUGUUGUUUUCAAGGUCAGCAGCAAGAUAACCACUCAGUGCAUGUAGAGCUGUCUCUCUAAUAAAAAGGGAAGUCCUGCUUGUAGCCUUCUUAUAAUUUGAAUUCAUUUUCUCUAAGCCCACCAUGGUGAAUAAAGUGUGACUCCAAACUCUCCAGCAUUGUUUGAUUAUUCCAGUUUUCUGUAACAGUCUAUGUUUCUAAGGUACUUGACUUGCUUUUUGCUUAGAUUCAGUUUGUUUCUAUUUCUUGUAUCAGACAUGUCAUGUGCUUCUAGAUAAAUAAAAUCUGAAGGA
This is a messenger RNA of Eptesicus fuscus (big brown bat), 1508 nucleotides long. RefSeq names its product GTPase IMAP family member 5-like. NCBI's taxonomy places the organism in Eukaryota, Metazoa, Chordata, Mammalia, Chiroptera, Vespertilionidae. The coding region runs from base 1 to 930 and encodes 309 amino acids. Gene Ontology annotation, molecular function: GTP binding. The transcript has 2 exons. The record is from RefSeq and is a predicted model, not a curated record.